This is a messenger RNA of Capsicum annuum, 1671 nucleotides long. RefSeq names its product novel plant SNARE 11. Gene Ontology annotation, biological process: retrograde vesicle-mediated transport, Golgi to endoplasmic reticulum; vesicle fusion. Bases 442 to 1227 code for a protein of 261 amino acids. NCBI's taxonomy places the organism in Eukaryota, Viridiplantae, Streptophyta, Magnoliopsida, Solanales, Solanaceae. Gene Ontology annotation, molecular function: SNAP receptor activity; SNARE binding. The record is from RefSeq and is a predicted model, not a curated record. The transcript has 10 exons. Gene Ontology annotation, cellular component: Golgi apparatus; late endosome membrane; SNARE complex.
AUACCCAUUUUCCAUUAUUAUUCCUAUUUUUUAAAACCUUCUUCAAAAACCCCUCCAAAACGCCUAAGCUUUUAAACUCUCAAAAAAAUAUUUGCCGAAAAAUAUAAAAAUAUUACAAAAAUGGCUGCAAAAUCACGAGACCAGCUCAUACAUUAUGGUCUCCUUCUCAUCUCUUCUCCCUAAUUAUCAAAAUUUUCAAGCCGUACAACCUCUAGUUUUACCAGAUCCAUAAUCAGAUCCCUUAAUUAUCCUAGAUUUUUCGCAAUCUGAUUUGAAUCGGCAUUGUACAUUUAUCGAAUUUGAAAUAAUCGUAAAGUUUCAAAUUCAUUAAAGUUCCCGAUCUGAUCGCCGAUUCGUAUGUUUUUGCAAUGUUUUGAGUUAGUGUUUUGGUGUUUUAAGGAUCGGCAUUGUUUGUGUUUUUUAUUUUGGUAACAUUGAGGAAUGGCUUCGUUAUCUGGCCUUAGCGAGGAGCUCGGGGACAUUGAGGGACAGAUUUCGGAUAUUUUUCGAGCACUUUCAAAUGGGUUUCAGAAAUUGGAGAAGAUUAAGGAUUCGAACAGGCAGAGCAGGCAGUUGGAGGAGCUAACAGGAAAGAUGCGAGAAUGUAAGAGGCUUAUCAAGGAGUUUGAUAGAGAAGUAAAGGAUUUGGACUAUAAAAGUGACGCAGAUACCACCAAGAUGCUGAAUGAGAAAAAGCAAUCAAUGAUCAAAGAGUUGAACUCUUACGUUGCUCUGAAAAAACAAUACGCAAGCAAUAUUGAGAACAAGCGAAUAGAUCUUUUUGAGGGUCCUGGUGAAGGGUUUGCUGAAGACAAUGGUUUGCUAGCUUCAAAUAUGAGCAAUCAACAACUGAUGGAUCAAGGAAAUAGGAUGAUGGAUGAGACAGAUCAGGCCAUUGAGAGGUCGAAACAGGUGGUUCAUGAAACUGUAAAUGUUGGAACCGAGACUGCUGCAGCUCUGAAGGCACAGACUGAACAAAUGAGCCGUAUAGUCAAUGAGCUAGACUCAAUCCAUUUUUCGAUAAAGAAGGCUACACAGUUGGUCAAGGAACUCGGGAGGCAGGUUGCAACUGACCGAUGUAUUAUGGCCUUGCUCUUUCUGAUUGUGGUUGGGGUGGUAACAAUCAUUAUUGUGAAGAUUGUAAAUCCACAUAACAAAGACAUUAGGGACAUCCCCGGUUUAGCCCCUCCAGCACCCAGUCGAAGAUUACUUGCUUAUCCUUACUGAAAUCUUGAAACCAACGACAUUCACAAGGAUAAUGCAUUACUUCUCGGCGGAUUUUACUUGGUUUUUGACUUAAGAGCAGAGAGUGGCCGAGCUCACGAGCAAGGCAAGGGAUGAAGGAGAAAUACCUGGUUCAGAAAGGAGGGUCUCCCACCUUCUCUUUGGUAAUGAUAGUUUUCCAUUCUUUGUGCUGUUUGGGAUAGAUUUAUAUGAUAUUUGUUUGUAUGAUUAUUAUCUCUAUUCUAGAUUACUGGAACUAUUCCAUGGAGGAAAAUUUGAACUACACAAAGCCUUUGGCACUGGUUGAUUUGUGCAUAGACCAGCAUUGUAUAAUAGCAUCAUUUAUCUUUAUUAUACUUGUGAACCUCUUUUAGUUAUUAUUGUUCAAUUCUCCAAGAAGUUGAUGCUAAUCACUAGCAAGAUUAUUAUAUGAAUGACCCUUUGUAC